Scatophagus argus is the source of this 2744-nucleotide messenger RNA. RefSeq names its product chemokine (C-X-C motif) ligand 14 (gene cxcl14). Bases 229 to 528 code for a protein of 99 amino acids. Lineage: Eukaryota; Metazoa; Chordata; Actinopteri; Scatophagidae. The transcript is spliced from 4 exons. Gene Ontology annotation, cellular component: extracellular region. Gene Ontology annotation, molecular function: chemokine activity. Gene Ontology annotation, biological process: antimicrobial humoral immune response mediated by antimicrobial peptide; cell chemotaxis. The record is from RefSeq and is a predicted model, not a curated record.
AAGCGCCCAGGACGCACAGGCGUAGUUGCACAAUCAGCGCUCCAAAGGGACUUCAAAAACCAGAGAGCCCUCAGCGCUCAUUCAAUCCUGCCAUCCUGCAGUCGCUGCAAGUGGAUAUUAAUUGCACCCUUAAAGUCUUUUGUUAAUUUUUCUUUGCGUGUGUUAAUUUGCAGAGAGCGUUUGGAGAGCUCGGAUUUUGAGAAGAAAGAUUCUUUUACUUGUGAAGACAUGCAUCGGUGCACAGUGGUGCUACUUUUCUUAGUGGUGGCCUUGUACUUCCUGAGCGCAGAAGCCUACAAGUGCAGGUGCACCAGAAAAGGACCGAAGAUCAGAUACAAGGAUGUUCAAAAGCUGGAGAUCAAACCCAAACACCCGUACUGCCAAGAGAAGAUGAUAUUUGUGACAAUGGAGAAUGUGGCUCGGUUCAAAGGGCAGGAGUAUUGUCUUCAUCCCAAACUCCAGAGUACCAAGAACCUGGUGAAAUGGUUCCGCAUCUGGAAGGACAAGCACAGGGUUUAUGAAGCCUAAAACCUACCAGCAUCCAGUACACAUGCAUCAAGUGAGACAAAUAAAAAAAGGAGAAAAAAAUUCAACAGGACUGUUUUUGCAAACUACAAGAUAUAAUGUACAAUCAAAUUAUGCUUCUCUUUCCUUAGCCUGAGAUCUGUCAAGCACAUUAAGGAAUAUCUUUAGAUUGUGUUUAAGCUGGAAAGGUGGGGUCAUUUUAGUUAAAGUCACUCAGCACUCCAGUCAUUACAACUAUAGUUAUACUUGUCAAAUAGUCAUUAAGACAAACACCGUCUGUGUUCAGACAGUUUGUAUGUUUGUUCAGUUAUUACUGAAAGGGACUUCUUUUUUGCUUUGGCUUUUAGGCCUCUUUUGAAGUGAAGAUUGUAUCAUUAGGUUCAAUAUGGCGAACCUUACUUUGAAAAUAUGGUGUGUGUGUGUGUGUGUGUUUCAGUUGUCAGGAUUUCCACUCCUCUUCACUAUGACAGGUAGGAGAGCAUUAGUACCAACAUUUAGGAUCUGAUUACCUGUGUUUAAGAGGUUAUAUUCAAAAUGCAAAGAGAGGCGGUCAGUUUGCGGUUACAUAUAAUACAGAAAUUAAUAUUGUUCAGUCAGCUAGAGGAGAUCUACCACUGUGUGUUUGUGUGUGUGUGUGUGUGUGUGUGGUGUGGUGGGACUCACACCGUGAUGAUGCUAGUCAUAUGUGUCAAACAAAAACGCAGUACUCUGUUGCAACCAUUUUGUAAAAUAUUAAAUAAUUUUAUCUAAUUAACUGGCAGGGUGUAGUUUCAGAAGAUAUUUAAGACUACAAAUAGUUCAUUUGUGCCAUUGCUACACAAAGUACAGUCUGUGGAUUGGAAUUCAUUUAACAUUGAUUAGUAAACACACUAAGGAAGCAGCAGUUUAGUUCAACAAAAGACCAUCUGUUAUGUAUUUCCGGUAAUUUAAAGAUUUUCUUUUAGUCCGACCUCUUGAAAUAGGUGAGUAAAGAAGCAAUAUCCUGUACAAACUGCCUAAAUAACCACUGAGUUAAACUACAGAGGAUAGUAUCCUUGAAGGGUGGUAUUUCAGAUUUUUUUUGUUAACGUGACCAAUAUCCUAUUAAAAUAUCCAAAUUGAUAAUGUGUUACGCCAUACCUCAGCAUUUCCUAAAUUCUUGAACCUGUAUGUUGCACUUGGCACAAAAUCCAUUCUUUCCUUCUGGAGAAGCAAAUCUUUAAAAAGUGAUAGGAACAAAUACUUUCACUUGAAAAAAGGCUUCCUAAAACAUCUGGGCAUUGUAGUUUUUAGCAAAUGUCAGUAAAACAGUAAAUGUUGCCUUUGCCUUUUUUUAAAAAAACAUAUUUGGUUCUUUACUGAGUAUGGCAGCAUGAUGGUGCCUUCAAAUAAAUCACAGAGACCAUGUCUGUGGUAAUAAAGAACCAUCACAACCAGUGAAUCAAUUUGGCUCAUUUUCAUUUAAUGUUUUUAGUUGCUUUUCUUGACAACAGUGGAGUUCUCUGCAGAGAAAUCAGAUAUAUCUACCUUUGGACAGACAUAUACUCAUUAGUAGGAUUGAUUCCUUGUUGUUACUUUCUUUUUCAUGGCAUUUCUUGACAAUAAGAAAGAUUUCUGAUGCUACAAAACUUAUCCUUGGAUAACUUAUGGAUGGAUAGUGUUAUUAUUUUAUGAAAAAAAACACUCAUUAAUUUGAUUCCAGCAUAUAUCUUGGACCGUGGCAGACAUUUCAUUUGUUCUUCUAAUGGUAAUGCCCCUGUCUCCUACAGGCUUAUAUGGGUGAUGAUACUCUUAUUUGAUCCUGUCUCUCCAAUUGACAGAUCUCCUGAAUAAUGUUGUCAAACAUGUUAUUAUUUUCUAUGCUGUGGAAACUCUUUGUAACCGUAACUGUUGGGUGUCUGUUGCAACCAAACAGAAUUCUCUCACAACUAUAUCUGCAUAUAUACGAGACACCACACAUUCUUUGAAGAAUGUGCAUUACUCUUGUUUUAUAUCUUACAAAUAUAUAUUAAAAAAGCAUUUUGUAAAUGGGCCAGUAUAUAUAUUAGUAUGACUUCAUCUAAGGUCUUGAUAGUGUCAUGUAUAUUGUAUUACUGCAUUAUAGUUGUUUAUGCUAUUUAAAUUGUGGUCUGGUAACAGAUAUUUGGAGGGUAAAUGUUUGGACUGGCCCACCAAACACACAGUUAAACAUCGAAUUGAGUGUAAAACAAUAAACACAGCAAUAAAGCGUCUAUAGAGCA